Molecule: messenger RNA, 1765 nt
Organism: Elephantulus edwardii (Cape elephant shrew)
Lineage: Eukaryota; Metazoa; Chordata; Mammalia; Macroscelidea; Macroscelididae
Gene: ZNF570
Product: zinc finger protein 570
Exons: 4
Coding region: 48-1655 (535 amino acids)
Biological process (GO): negative regulation of transcription by RNA polymerase II
Molecular function (GO): DNA-binding transcription repressor activity, RNA polymerase II-specific
Source: RefSeq, a predicted model, not a curated record
CUAAGGAUAAUACCAUUUGUCAAGAGAAGAGCCUGGAAGACGGAGGAAUGGCUCUUGGAGUUUUGAAUACCAUGUACCAGGAGUUAGUGACCUUCAGAGAUGUGGCUGUAGACUUUUCUCAAGAAGAAUGGGAUUACCUGGACUCUGCUCAAAAGCACCUGUACUGUAAUGUGAUGCUGGAGAACUACAGGAUCCUGGUAUCACUGGGACUUUGCUUUUCUAAGCCAAGUAUGAUAUUGUUGUUGGAGCAAGGGAAAGAGCCCUGGAUGGUGAAGAGAGAGCUGGCAGAAGGUCUGUGCUCAGGCUGGGAGUCUAAAUAUGUGACUGAAGAAUUAACCUCAAAGCAGGACCUAUAUGAAGAAGAAUCACUCCAGAAUAUAAUGGGAAACUUUACAGGCCUUGAAUGUCCUAGUUUGAAAGAAGAGUGGAAAGGUGGGAGCUAUUUGGAGAGGCAACCAGGACAUCAGAAGGCAUGUUUCAAGGAAGAGACAAUCAUGCAUGAAGAAAGCCUUGUUGAUAAAAGAGGACAAGAAUCUAACAAAUCUUGGGGAACCUUCUAUCAGAACACACUGUUUAAUGUACAACAGGUGAUCCCUAAAGAGGAGAAAGUACAUAAAACUGACAUAUAUAAGAAAAACUUAAAAAAAAAAUUAAUGGGCCUUAAACCCAAGAAUAUCUAUGUAGAGAAGAAACUUUUGAAAUGUAAUGACUGUGAAAAAGUGUUCAGCCAGAGCUCCUCCCUUACUCUUCAUCAGAGAAUCCAUACUGGAGAGAAACCAUAUAAAUGUGUAGAAUGUGGGAAAGCUUUCAGCCAGAGAUCAAAUCUUGUUCAACAUCAGAGGAUUCACACUGGAGAGAAACCCUAUGAAUGUAAUCAGUGUAGGAAGGCUUUCAGUCAGAAUGCACAUCUAGUUCAACAUCUUAGAGUUCACACUGGAGAAAAACCUUAUGAAUGUAAGGUGUGUAGGAAAGCCUUUAGCCAGUUUGCCUAUCUUACUCAACAUCAGAGAGUUCAUACUGGAGAGAAGCCUUAUGAAUGUAUUGAAUGUGGGAAAGCAUUUAGCAAUAGAUCAUCCAUUGCUCAACACCAGAGAGUUCAUACUGGAGAGAAACCUUAUGACUGUAAUGUCUGUGGAAAAGCAUUUAGCCUUCGUGCAUACCUUACUGUACAUCAGAGAAUACAUACUGGAGAGAGACCUUAUGAAUGUAAGGAAUGUGGGAAGGCCUUCAGCCAGAAUUCACAUCUUGCUCAACAUCAAAGAAUUCAUACUGGAGAAAAACCUUAUAAAUGCCAGGAAUGUAGAAAAGCGUUCAGCCAGAUUGCAUACCUUGCUCAGCAUCAACGUGUUCAUACAGGAGAGAAACCUUAUGAAUGUAUUAAAUGUGGGAAGGCUUUUAGCAAUGACUCAUCCCUCACUCAACAUCAGAGAGUGCAUACUGGAGAGAAACCUUAUGACUGUAAUGUUUGUGGGAAGGCCUUCAGUUACUGUGGGUCUCUUGCCCAACAUCAGAGAAUCCAUACUGGAGAAAGACCCUAUGAAUGUAAGGAAUGCAAAAAAACCUUCAGACAGCAUGCACACCUUGCUCAUCAUCAGAAGAUUCAUACUGGGGAGUCACUUUCACCACCUAAUCCAGCUAGUCACCAAGUGCUAUAGCUCCUAUCUUUUAAGUCCAGAAUAUGUCCUCAUUUCUUUAUCUCUAAGGUUACCACCCUCAUAUAAGAUUCAUCUCAUAUUUACAACUACUCUAACUUCUUUCUAACAGG